Nezara viridula (southern green stink bug) is the source of this 1422-nucleotide messenger RNA. NCBI's taxonomy places the organism in Eukaryota, Metazoa, Arthropoda, Insecta, Hemiptera, Pentatomidae. The record is from the annotation of a GenBank genome assembly.
CUUGAAGUAACCUACUUUUCCCAAUUGAUAAGACUUUUUCUUCAAUUACUUGUCUCUUAGUUGUUUUAAGGCUUUCUUCUUUAUUUCUUAAAAUGUCUAGAGUACUUGUCGGAGUGAAGAGAGUAAUCGACUACGCUGUUAAGAUUCGUGUAAAACCUGACAAAACAGGAGUUGUUACUGAUGGCGUAAAACAUUCUAUGAAUCCAUUUGAUGAAAUAGCUGUAGAAGAAGCAGUGCGCAUGAAAGAAAAGAAAAUUGCUAGUGAAUUAAUAGCUGUUUCUUGUGGCCCUGCUCAAUCACAGGAAACAAUAAGAACUGCUCUUGCAAUGGGAAUUGAUCGAGGAAUUCACGUGGAAGUUUCUGCAGCUGAAUUGAAUACUUUACAACCCAUUCAUGUUUCAAAAAUCAUUGCCAAAAUUGCUCAAGAUGAAAAAGUUGAUCUUGUGAUUGUGGGAAAACAGGCUAUUGAUGAUGACUGUAACCAGACUGCGCAGAUGACUGCUGCAAUACUAGAUUGGCCACAGGCAGCUUUUGCUUCUAAGAUAGAAAAAGCUGGUGAUGAACUAACAGUAACUCGUGAAAUUGAUGGUGGUCUUGAAGUUAUCAAAGUUAAAUCUCCUGCAGUUAUUAGUGCAGAUUUAAGGCUUAAUGAACCACGCUAUGCUACUUUACCAAACAUAAUGAAAGCUAAAAAGAAACCAAUUAAGAAAGUAACUCCAAAAGAUUUAGGGAUUGACAUUUCUCCAAGAAUUGAAAUUCUCAGUGUUGCCGAUCCACCUACUAGACAAGCUGGAGCAAUAUUGCCAGAUGUGGAUGCAUUAGUUGCUAAGCUUAAAGAAGGUGGUCAUAUUUGAUAUGACUUCUGUUAUUUAGGUCAACAUGAUAUGGUGGUGUUCUACAUGACAUGUACAUAGAAGAAAAUAUUUUUCUAGAAUUGAAUAUUUUGUUAUUAUUUUAAAUUAAUGUGUUUAUGAAUAAAACCUUAAAACAGAAUUGUUGUAUUUCACCAUUCACACUCAAUUUUAUGACUAAAGAAUUAUAAUGAAUUACUUCUUUUUUUCAUUGCCUACAUAGCUGUUUCUCGGUAUCAAGGUCAUCAUUGGGCUCCAUGCUAAAACAUCAUCGGCGACGUUAUACACACCAAGGAUGUAUCGAGGAUUGGGACUGAUCCGCUGUCAAUGGGAGGCUCCUUUGCAACAUUGGUCGAUUGCCCAGCAACUGUCUAAUGUACCGGAUGCCCUAUUCCAGUCUACAUUUGAUUAUAACGCUGAAAUUGCCGAAUGUGUGGAGAGACUGAUAUGGCAUGGUGGAGAGACUGGGUGUUGAUCAGGCAUACUGAAGUGUUAGAACUCUACGAUAGUCGCCGAGAGAAAAUUAUUUUUAAGAAUGGGCCUGUUGCAGGUGGCAAGGCAUUGGAGUUAG